This is a messenger RNA of Gopherus flavomarginatus (Mexican gopher tortoise), 4154 nucleotides long. It is a transcript of the gene DACH1, whose product is annotated as dachshund family transcription factor 1. The coding region runs from base 421 to 2427 and encodes 668 amino acids. Lineage: Eukaryota; Metazoa; Chordata; Testudines; Testudinidae. The transcript is spliced from 11 exons. The record is from RefSeq and is a predicted model, not a curated record.
CACCGUGUGACAACAACAACUCGCCCGGAGAGCUAGAGAGCGAGCGAGCAGCGAGCAGCGGCAGCCAGCACUUUUCAGCUCAUUUUCUCUCUGUCAUUCCCUUCUCAAUCUUUGAUCCAUGUACUUGCCAGAGAGAACGGAAGUCCUUCAAACCUCCCCCUUUCCACCUUCAUCUUUAACUUGGUGCUAGAGCAAGGACCACAAAACAAACCACCUUCCCCCUUCCCCUAAACCCCAACGCUACCGCCCGCAGCGGACUUCUCCUCAUUCCCCACUUGCAGGACACUUUGUGCAUUUCUCUCUCUCACGCUUCCCCCUUCUCGGCGGCAGCUGUUUUGGGGUCUCCCCCCAUCCUCCCCCGACCCCCUUUUUGUCCGUGCGGCAACUUUUUUUCUCCCCCCCCCCUUCGUAUAUGUGACCAUGGCCGUACCGGCUGCUUUGAUCCCUCCGACCCAGCUGGUCCCCCCUCCACCUCCGAUCUCAACUUCUGCCGCCUGCACCAGCACCACCACCUCGUCGGCCACCUCGUCUCCGUCUUCUUCCAUCGCUCCCCCGCCAGGCUCUUCGGGGACGAACCUAUUCCGGCCGGAGCCCAUCGCAGCAGCAGCGGCGGCGGCGGCGGCCACAGUCACCUCCACCACCAGCAGCGGAGGAGGCAGCAGCAGCAGCAGCAGCAACGGAGGAGGCGGCAGCGGCAACAAUUGCAGCCCCAGCCUGGGCACCAGCAGCAGCAGCAGCAGCAGCGGCGCAGGCGGCGGCGGCACCUCCACCCCCAGCGCUAGCACCGCUAACAGCAGCAGCCUGCCGGGCAAGCCGGUGUACUCGACCCCGUCCCCGGUGGAGAACACCCCCCAGAAUAAUGAGUGCAAGAUGGUGGAUCUGAGGGGGGCCAAGGUGGCCUCUUUCACUGUGGAGGGCUGCGAGCUCAUCUGCCUGCCCCAGGCUUUCGACCUCUUCCUGAAGCACUUGGUCGGGGGCUUGCACACCGUCUACACCAAGCUGAAGCGGCUGGAGAUCACGCCCGUGGUGUGCAACGUGGAGCAGGUCCGGAUCUUGAGGGGGCUGGGGGCUAUCCAGCCCGGCGUGAACCGCUGCAAACUCAUCUCCAGGAAGGAUUUCGAGACCCUCUACAACGACUGCACCAACGCAAGUUCUAGACCUGGAAGGCCUCCUAAGAGGACUCAAAGUGUCACCUCCCCAGAGAAUUCUCAUAUCAUGCCACACUCUGUCCCAGGUCUAAUGUCUCCUGGAAUCAUCCCGCCAACAGGUCUGACAGCAGCAGCUGCAGCAGCAGCAGCUGCUACCAAUGCAGCCAUAGCAGAAGCAAUGAAAGUGAAAAAAAUCAAAUUAGAAGCUAUGUCCAACUAUCAUGCCAGUAAUAACCAACAUGGAGCAGAGUCUGAGAAUGGAGAUCUGAAUUCAAGUGUUGGCCUGGAACUUCCUUUUAUGAUGAUGCCCCACCCAUUAAUUCCUGUCAGUCUACCUCCUGCAUCUGUCACAAUGGCCAUGAGUCAGAUGAACCACCUUAGUACCAUUGCAAAUAUGGCAGCAGCAGCACAAGUACAGAGUCCCCCAUCCAGAGUCGAGACAUCUGUUAUUAAGGAACGUGUUCCAGACAGCCCGUCUCCUGCUCCUUCCCUUGAAGAAGGUCGAAGACCUGGCAGCCAUCCGUCAUCUCAUCGAAGCAGCAGUGUGUCCAGCUCACCUGCACGGACUGAGAGUUCGUCAGACAGAAUCCCAGCGGUACAUCAGAAUGGGCUAUCCAUGAACCAGAUGCUGAUGGGCUUAUCACCUAACGUCCUACCUGGCCCUAAAGAAGGUGAUCUGGCUGGUCAUGAGGUUGGACAUGAGACAAAAAGAAUACAUAUUGAGAAAGAUGAGACCCCGCUCUCCACACCAACCGCAAGAGACAGCCUUGACAAACUUUCUCUAACUGGGCAUGGGCAACCACUACCGCCGGGUUUUCCAUCUCCUUUUCUAUUCCCUGAUGGAUUGUCCUCCAUAGAGACUCUCCUGACUAACAUCCAGGGCCUAUUAAAGGUUGCCAUAGACAAUGCCAGAGCUCAAGAGAAACAAGUCCAACUGGAAAAGACGGAGCUGAAGAUGGAGUUGUUCAGGGAACGAGAACUGAGGGAAACUCUUGAAAAACAGCUGGCUGUGGAACAGAAAAACAGAGCAAUAAUUCAGAAAAGGUUAAAGAAAGAAAAGAAGGCAAAGAGGAAAUUGCAGGAGGCGCUUGAAUUUGAGACUAAGCGGCGGGAACAAGCAGAACAAACAUUGAAACAGGCAACUUCAACAGAUAGUCUCAGGGCCCUAAAUGACUCUCUGACCCCAGAGAUAGAAGCUGACCGCAGCGGGGGCAGAACAGAUGCUGAAAGGACAAUACAAGAUGGACGACUUUAUUUGAAAACUACAGUCAUGUACUGAAUUUUUCCUGCUGAAGCAAUUUGUGCUACGGUAAAGAACUUUGCAGUAAGAUGUUCGUUAUUUGGAAGUUCUACAGCAACAAAGUGUUUUCAAGGCAACUUCCUUAACUUUGUGUAUCAAUGUUCUUCAAAAGUUUAAAGCAUUCUGCAAGAGUGUUCUUCUUUCGUUAUCACCUGUGGCUCAAGCCAGCGAUCUAGAGAAUGUUUGUAAAUGUACAAGUUUUACUCUUCUUACAGUCAAAAACUGCAGCUUUGCGAUUGGAUCCUUGUAUACAAAGUUAUAGACCAGUCAGAACAAGGCCUAGCAUUCCCUUUUUAAUGAAAUGAAAACUCUGUCCUCCUCUGAUGAUUCUGUAUUUGAGCACAUCAAACAAUCCUUCCAGCAGUAUCCACCUACACUUACAGACUAUUUUGUCAUACCUAAACCAGCAAGUCAGCUAAGAAGUAAACUUGUAUGGGGGCAUAAGAGGAUUCCGACAAAAAAAAGUAAAAGGAAAAAAACCCUGUUAUAUUCAAUUUUCAAACUUUGUGAAUGUGGAUUUUCUUCUAAAGACUUUUUUUUCCACAUGCUUUCCAGGAGACCAACACAUGGAUGUUAGACCACAUGAAGUAAAAUGAAAUUUUGUCUAAGAGAAAGGAAAUGCUGAAUGUAAGCAAAACUGUUUUACUGUUCACAAAGUCUCUUUUCCUAAAAUAAACAUAAAAAUAUAAAUAAAACGAGUAAUAAUUUCUCAUUCCAAACUGGCAGGGGUUUAUGGAAAAAAAAAAGACUUUGCUUCUUAUUCAAACUGUUGGUCACGUGUACAGUAUAUAAACACAAACAACACCAGGAAGGUAUUAUGUAUGCAGUAGAAUACUAGCAUUUAGGAAAAUGAACAUUUUAGAUAAUGUUUUGUCACCCUGUUUGUCCGAAAGACGCCUUUCUAGUUUUAACGCAUGCAGGCAUGUAAAUAUUUGUCCUGGAGUCACAGUAUUAAUGAAUGAGAUCUUAAGCAUCUGGUAACGAAUCAGAAUUCCGUAUCAGCCACUUUUAUUUGUAUAUUGAUCCCUGAUUAGUGCCCUGAAACAGCACUUUUAAGAAUGGACUGUGGCUGAGCAGCAAGUCAGAACACCAGAAAUAUUUUUAUAUGUUAAUGUCAGAUUACGUCAAUGUUGCUAAAAAGAAAACCUAACGAACACUUGAUGUAUCAAUCCAAUACCACAUAGAGCUGAGUGAUACAGUUGAAGUCUAUUGUUCCUCCCUCACCUGAUCUUAGGGGAAGGGUGGUUAUGUGUUAUUUUCACUGUCUUUAUGAAAGCUACAAUGUGUUUUCACCUUUGUGCUGAUAACUGGAAGUAAGCUGCAUCACACUGCUUUUUACAUACUUACUUAUGUUCCUUGCUUUGCAUAAUUUUAAGUUACCCCUUUAAAGACUGAUUUGGUGAAUCAGCGUUGUUACUGUAAGUUUUGUGAUUAUGCUUUCUUCAUCUGUAAUGUAUGCAUAUAAAAUGUUAUUUAUUACAUGGAAACAUAUCAGAAUCUUAAAUGUCUAAGAUGCCUAACAAGAAAAUUCUCCUUUACGAAAUAGUUCUGAUUGGAUAUCAUUUUAUCAAAUUAAAAAAGAAAUCUAAAGAUUUGUAAACUCUGGCUCUGCGCUUCUAUUGUUUUGUAGGUCUUUCCUUGCCAUCAGGGGCGGCUCUAGACAUUUUGCCGCCCCAAGCAUGGCGGCAUGCCGCGAGGGGCGCUCU